Molecule: messenger RNA, 2022 nt
Organism: Hylaeus anthracinus
Lineage: Eukaryota; Metazoa; Arthropoda; Insecta; Hymenoptera; Colletidae
Gene: nop5
Product: nucleolar protein 58
Exons: 4
Coding region: 138-1901 (587 amino acids)
Cellular component (GO): box C/D methylation guide snoRNP complex; small-subunit processome
Molecular function (GO): snoRNA binding
Source: RefSeq, a predicted model, not a curated record
CUCUAUAAGCAUACGCUGUAGCUGUAUUCUGUGCCUGAGUGGGAGGAUUGCAUGGAAAUGCUAUAAGUAUUUUUGCAUGAAAAAUGCUAUAAUCAUCAAUUAACUUUUAAUACAAUAUUUUUUAAAAGCAAGUCAAAAUGUUAGUACUAUUUGAAACUCCGGCUGGAUAUGCUAUUUUCAAGUUACUCGAUGAGAAUAAGUUAUCCAAAGUGGAUGACCUUUUCCAUGAUUUUGAGUCACCUGAAGCAGCUAGUAAAAUAGUAAAAUUAAAGCAUUUUGAAAAGUUUGCUGAUACUACAGAAGCUUUAGCAGCUACAACAGCUGCAGUAGAAGGUAAACUUAGUAAAUCAUUGAAGAAGAUCCUGAAAAAAUAUUGUGCAGAACUACAAGAACAAUUAGCUGUUGCUGAUGCUAAAUUGGGUAAUGCCAUUAAAGAUAAACUCAGUUUGCCUUGUGUUAGCAAUACUGCUAUACAAGAAUUAAUGAGAUGCAUACGAAGUCAAAUAGACAGUUUGCUGGUUGGACUUCCAAAGAAAGAAAUGACAGCAAUGGCAUUGGGUUUAGCACACAGUCUAUCUAGAUACAAGCUUAAAUUUUCACCUGAUAAAAUUGAUACUAUGAUUAUACAAGCAGUUUGUCUAUUAGAUGACUUAGACAAAGAAUUAAAUAACUACGUUAUGCGUUGUCGCGAGUGGUAUGGCUGGCAUUUUCCAGAACUUGGAAAGAUUAUUACUGACAACAUAGCAUUUGUGAAAACAGUGAAAGUUAUUGGAACUAGAGAAAAUACUGCAAACUCAGAUUUAUCUGAUAUAUUACCAGAAGAUGUAGAAGAAAAAGUGAAAGAAGCUGCAGAGAUAUCUAUGGGAACUGAAAUAUCUGAAGAUGAUAUUUUAAAUAUUCAACAUUUAUGUGAUCAAGUUAUCGAAAUCUCACAGUACAGAGCACAAUUAUAUGAUUAUCUUAAAGCCAGAAUGAUGGCAAUGGCACCAAAUUUGACUGUACUUGUUGGAGAUUUAGUUGGAGCACGCUUAAUUUCACAUGCAGGUUCUUUAAUUAAUCUUGCUAAACAUCCAGCUUCUACUGUACAAAUACUUGGUGCAGAAAAAGCUCUAUUUCGAGCAUUAAAAACGAAAAAAGAUACUCCAAAAUAUGGUUUAAUUUAUCAUGCGCAACUUGUUGGGCAAGCUUCAACUAAGAAUAAAGGAAAAAUGUCUAGAAUGCUAGCUGCUAAAGCAUCGUUAGCAACUAGAGUAGAUGCAUUAGGAGAAGAUGGGAAUUUUGACCUUGGUGCUGAACAUAGAGCUAAAUUAGAAGCACGAUUAAGAAUACUAGAAGAAGGAAACUUUCGUAGAAUAAGCGGAACCGGCAAAGCAAAAGCAAAAUUUGAAAAAUAUCAAGUUAAAAGUGAAUUUAUUCAGUAUCCUACAGCUGUUGAUACAACACUUCCAAGUGGGAAACGAUGGCAUUCAGAAACUGAAGAAAAAAAAUCAUUAAUCGAAGAAAUUGAUACAAAACAAGAUGAAGAAGUACCUAAAAAAAAGAAGAAAAGACAAAGCACUGAAAAUUUAGAAGAAUCAAUGACACAACCAGAAGUAAGUCAAGUGAAGGUAGAGGAAGAAGUUACACCAUCAUCAAAAAAGAAGAAAAAGAAAGUUAAAACAGAAACUGUAGAAGAAGCUUCUAGUGAAUCUAUCGUGAAAGAGGAAAAACUAGAAGUUUCUAACAUAUGCGACGAAAGUUCUGAAGUAGUCGAGGAACCAACAAAGAAGAAGAAGAAAAAGAAGAAAAAUAAACAAGAAUUAAAAGAUACAGAUGACCUUCAAGAAGCCCAAGAUACUGUACUUCCAAGCGAAGAAAGUACUGAAAAGAAAAGGAAAAAAAAGAAGUCUCAAAAUGAAUAAUGUGCAAACUUAUAAUUAAUAUCCUUAUAACAGAAUGUUUUUACAAUUAUGGUUAAUUGUAGAUUACAAACUGAUUUAUUUGAACGUAUAUUUUAUAUUAAAAUUUAAUUACCAAACAAAA